Molecule: messenger RNA, 1992 nt
Organism: Rhododendron vialii
Lineage: Eukaryota; Viridiplantae; Streptophyta; Magnoliopsida; Ericales; Ericaceae
Product: DNA polymerase epsilon subunit B
Exons: 14
Coding region: 222-1829 (535 amino acids)
Biological process (GO): error-prone translesion synthesis; DNA-templated DNA replication
Cellular component (GO): epsilon DNA polymerase complex
Molecular function (GO): DNA binding
Source: RefSeq, a predicted model, not a curated record
AAAAACCCAAAUGAGGCCGAAACCCAAAUCAGGCCCAAAUCUCUAAUUUUUCUUCACUUUCCCAAAUCUGUCGGAGACAGCAACUUUAAUUCACCGGAGAUUUCACCGGCGUCGGAUCUUAUCUCCGGAAUCCACCGUCGUCGGUCUGGAGCAAAUCUCCUUCGUUUUCUGGCACUGGAUCCAAGAGAGAGAGAGAGAGAGAGAGAGAGAGAGAGAGAGAGAUGAACUGUGGAAAUCGGAAAAAGAUACAGAAGAAGUUCAAGCUUUGGGGGUACACCCUCAAAGUCGAAGCCCUAAAUGAAGUCCUCUCCUUCUUGUCCCAUUACCAAGACGUUCCCUCUCAAGACGAAGCCCUGGAUGUCCUCCUCGACAACCUCCAACACCAAUCCCUGAAAUCAUCAAUUCUUGACAAGGACUCAGUCCACGGAGUCGCUAGCCUUCUUUUGAAAGCACAAACCGCCGGAGCGGUGGAGGAGGACAGCAGUAAUUGCAUCAGCAGCGCUGCUCUCCGCAUUAUUGAUGACAUCUUCAUCAUCCCUAAAUUCCGCUAUGAUCCAGUGAAAAAAUUCUUCUAUGAGCACACAGGAAGGAUUCCAAUUCACGGUGAUGCUUCUGCCAAAGCCUUUUUGUAUAGGGAUAGGUUUCUCUUGUUGCUCCAGAGGCUUUACCGUGAUCCAGAUUUUUCAAGGCCUGCAUUCAAUUCAGAAAGGUCUCAGUUUGGCAGCCGUGAGAUAUCUCCAAUUCAGAGUCUGGUAGGGCUAACAGGGAGAAGAUGGGUCAUGGGUGUUAUAUCUCAGUUGGAGGAUGGUCAUUUCUACUUGGAAGACCUAACCGCAGCAGUUGAGAUAAAUUUGUCCGACGCAAUAUCCUCUAAAUGGUUUGUCUUAGAAAACACAAUAGUGUUGGCAGAAGGCGAAAUGCUCUUGGAUGGUAUCUUUCAGGUGAAAACAUGUGGAUUUCCUCCGUUAGAAAACAGAGACAAGUCAAUUUCAGCAUUUCCUGGAAUUGAUUUCUUUGGUUGUGGAACAUUGACAAAAGAAGAAAAUCUGAGAUUUGCAGAUAUGGAGAAAAGGGCUGUGAAUGAUAUGUUUGUCGUAAUCUCUGACAUUUGGCUAGACAAUAAGGAUACUAUGACAAGGCUAGAGGAAGUCUUGCAUGAAUAUGACAAACAAGACGUGGUUCCUUCUCUGUUUAUUUUUAUGGGAAAUUUCUCCAGCCAUCCAUGUAACCUUUCCUCCAAUUCUUUCUCAAGUCUCAGAUCGCACUUUGGAGAGCUUGGGCAGAUAAUUGGUGCCUGUACAAAUUUAAUGCAGCAAAGUAGAUUUUUGUUAAUUCCUGGUCCUGAUGAUCCUGGUCCUUCAACCGCUCUACCGAGAUGUGCAUUGCCAAAAUACAUUACUGAACAAUUUAAGAAACACAUACCAAAUGCCCUAUUCUCUAGUAACCCUUGCAGAGUCAAGUUUUGCAACCAAGAAAUCGUUUUCUUCCGUCAGGAUCUUCUGUAUAGAAUGCGCAGAUCAUGUUUGAUUCGCCCUUCAACAGAAGAAACCAGUGAUCCUUUUAAGCAUCUUGUUGCCACCAUAACACAUCAAAGCCAUCUCUGUCCACUCCCUCUGACUGUACAGCCUGUUAUUUGGAACUACGAUCACUGUCUUCAUCUUUAUCCCACCCCACAAACGAUUGUGUUAGGAGACAAAAGCGAGCAGAAGGAAUUCGAAUACGCAGGAAUAAAAUGUUUUAAUCCCGGUUCCUUCUCAACCGACAGCACUUUUGUGGCAUAUCGACCUUACAAUCGUGAAGUUGAGUUAUCAGGUCUACAAAAAGGUUGAGUUAUCAAAAGGUUAUGAGAAUUGUCAUCUUCUAAUUUAUUUGGGCCAGCAAUACAGUCUUCUGUAUAAAUAUUUUGCUGAACAUUUUGGUUGAUUAUUUGAUUACUUCAUUAAUAGUAUGUUGAUGUUAUUACUCUAUCAGAAAAUCCAAUCUUGAGAUUCA